AUGGCUGCUCCCGCUCCUGAUGCAGAAGGUCGUGUUGGUGCUCGUAUCGAAAACUACACCAAAUUCUGGUCGAAGGACUUGUCCCAGGAGAAGGAAGCUCACACGGACAACAGGGUCGAAGGAUAUACAGACGUUGUAAACGGGUACUACGACGCCGUCACUCAAAUUUAUGAAUACGCAUGGUCCCAGUCGUUCCACUUCUCAAGAUUUUAUAAGGGCGAAAGUUUCGCAGCGUCACUUGCACGUCAUGAGCACUACCUCGCUGCUCAGAUGAAUUUGAAGCCUGGUAUGCGCGUUCUCGACGUCGGAUGUGGUGUCGGUGGACCCGCCCGCGAAAUUGCCCGUUUCGCCGAUGUUAACAUUGUGGGCCUCAAUAACAACGACUACCAAAUCUCCAAAGCACGUAAGCACACCAAAAAUGCCGGCCUGGAAGAGCGGGUUACUUUCGUCAAAGGAGAUUUCAUGAAGCUGGCGGAACAGUUUGGAGAGAACUCGUUCGAUGCUGUCUAUGCUAUCGAGGCGACGGUACAUGCUCCUACAUGGGAAGGUGUGUAUGGUGAAAUAAUGAAAGUAUUAAAGCCUGGAGGAAUUUUCGGUGUCUAUGAAUGGUGUAUGACCGAUGCCUGGGACCCUUCGAUACCUUCCCACAAGGAGCUGGCCCAUGGUAUCGAGAUCGGUAAUGGCAUUCCUGAGAUGCGACCACUUCGCCUUGCACGCCAAGCUAUGAAGACCGUUGGAUUUGAGAUUCUCCACGAAGAGGACCUCGCUGAGCGUCCGGACCCCGUCACGUGGUACUACCCUCUGGAGGGUGAUUUCCAGAAGGCACAAACAUUCUGGGAUUUGAUACUUGUGUGGAGAACGAGUGCGAGCGGCAAGUUCGUCAGCCAUAAUGGUCUGCGCUUGUUGGAGUUCCUCCGUAUCAUUCCUAAGGGAACGUGGGAGGUGUGCGAGGAGCUCAAGGUGGCUGGUGACUCUUUAGUCAAAGGUGGACAGACGAAGCUUUUCACACCGAUGUACCUCGCAAUAUGCAAAAAGCCUAAUUAG
This is a messenger RNA of Desarmillaria tabescens, 1044 nucleotides long. Its product is annotated as S-adenosyl-L-methionine-dependent methyltransferase. The transcript is spliced from 5 exons. The coding region runs from base 1 to 1044 and encodes 347 amino acids. Gene Ontology annotation, molecular function: sterol 24-C-methyltransferase activity. The record is from RefSeq and is a predicted model, not a curated record. Lineage: Eukaryota; Fungi; Basidiomycota; Agaricomycetes; Agaricales; Physalacriaceae. Gene Ontology annotation, biological process: ergosterol biosynthetic process. Gene Ontology annotation, cellular component: endoplasmic reticulum.